Rotaria sp. Silwood2 is the source of this 1995-nucleotide messenger RNA. Lineage: Eukaryota; Metazoa; Rotifera; Eurotatoria; Philodinida; Philodinidae. The record is from the annotation of a GenBank genome assembly.
AUGGUUCGUGAAUCCUGGAAGAAAUAUUUUGAUUUAUACAACAUCGACAAGAACAGAGUCAAUGGACACUGCAAAUUAUGCAAUCAGAAUUAUAAAGAUAAAAACGGUGUAUCAAGUAAUUUUUUAAAACAUAUAAAACGAAAGCACUUUUUUGAAUAUCAACAAUUGUUUUCCAAUCAAGAUGAAAGUUUGUCAGAAGAUUUAACUAUUGAAAGUGAUGGUCAUAUAACAACCGAUAUAUCAACACUUAAAUCUAAACAAAAUCGUAUUAAUAUAGCUAUUGUUAAAUAUUUGAUUAUUAAAUGUAAUUUACCAUUAAACCUGGUAGAAAAUUUAGCCUUUCGUAAUUUUAUGAAAGAGUGCAAUUUCAAAUGGGAUCCAAUAUCGGCAAAAAGAGUGAAACAUGAUGCAAUUCCUACAUUUACAGAGAAGGUGAAUAAAAUUAUUAAGGAAACAUUAGAUACUGUGGAUCAUGUUACAUUAACUGUUGAUGGAUGGUCAGACAGGCGAUGUAGGUCAUUUUUAGGUGUAACAUGUCACUUCAUCAAUUCUAAGAUGGAGCCACAAUCAUUUUUAAUUGAUUUUGUACGCCUUAAAUCUCCUCAUACAAGUGAACAUAUUCAACAAAUGACCGAAUGUAUUCUUGAUCGUUUUAAUAUUAAAGAAAAAGUUUAUAGAAUAGUUACCGAUAAUGCUUCAUCAAUGAUUAAAGCGUAUAAAUUUGGUUUAUCCGUUGAUGAUGAUGAUGAGGCUGUUGAUAUCUAUAACGAUGAAAUAAAAAUAAUGGAAAAUACAAACAUAAUGUUGCAUGAUUAUGAUCAAGAUGUUGAGAUCAGUAAUUUUCAAAUUAUUAACAUUCAACAUGAUGAUCAUUUUAACGAUUGUGAAAAUUCUUCAGUAUUACGUCUAUCAUGUUUUGCGCAUACUUUACAGUUGUGUGUGCGUGACGGUUUAAAAAAGACUUCUCAUAUACCUAAAUUACUUGAUAAAUGUGCAACACUCGCUAAGUUUUCACAUAAGUCAUCGAAAAUCGCUGAUCUGCUUGAUCAACUGAAUAAACACAUUACCAAAAUGAAUUUGACUAGAUGGAAUAGUGAAUAUAUGUUAAUCAAAUCAAUCUUAUCGAUUAAUAAACAUGAUUUGGAAGCAAUCACAUCUUUAAUGAACACUCCAGUUAAAUUUUCAAACAAUGAUAUCAUUAUUUUAGAAGAAUUAGUUAGUAUUCUCGAUCCGUUUUAUGACAUAUCAAUUAAAUGUCAAGCAGAAACUGUUGUCACUGUUAGUUUGGUGGUACCGUCAAUUGUACAUUUAGUUACUCAUCUUCGUGAUAUCAACGAAGAUAUUUCAUUUUGUGGAAAACUCGUUCAACAACUUCAAGCAUCCAUAGAAACACGAUUUUCCGGUAUUAUUAAUCGAUUAAACCAAGUUGAUGUUAUUAACAAUGAUCAUUAUGGUGAUCCACUCUACUUUAUUGCUGCUUUUUUAGAUCCUUCUUUUAAGUUCUACUGGAUUCGUGAUUUACAAUUAGGUGUUCAAAUGGAAAAUCGUUUGAAACAAAAUAUAAUUCAAUUGAUUAUUAAUGAAAUAAGUAAGGAUUCAAAACCAUGUACAACCGAAUCGCAUAAAGCUAAUGUUUAUCUAACGACAUCAUCAAGUUCGAGCUCUACAUCAAGAAAAAAGCGUCGAAAAUUAUUUAAUUACGAAGAUAGUGGUAUGAAUGAUGCAAGCGAAUCAACAACACUUGAUCCUGCUGUUGAAUUAGAUGCUUAUUUAAAUGAUCCAGUGCGAUCAAAAUUUUCCGAUUACUGGUUUCAUUCGCAAUUGAACAUUCUGAAGAAGUUGGUGGCCCGUAUAUUUUCAGUUCAAGCAUCUUCAGCCCCUAUUGAACGUGUCUUUUCUUAUGCGGGGCUGAUAUUAUCAUCAAGAAGAACAAACAUGAACGAACAUUUAUUUCGUGAUUUAGUUUUUUUACGUGUAAAUGAAAACUUGUUAUAA